Molecule: messenger RNA, 1012 nt
Organism: Apis dorsata (giant honeybee)
Lineage: Eukaryota; Metazoa; Arthropoda; Insecta; Hymenoptera; Apidae
Product: probable dolichyl pyrophosphate Glc1Man9GlcNAc2 alpha-1,3-glucosyltransferase
Exons: 4
Coding region: 347-985 (212 amino acids)
Biological process (GO): protein N-linked glycosylation
Cellular component (GO): endoplasmic reticulum membrane
Molecular function (GO): dolichyl pyrophosphate Glc1Man9GlcNAc2 alpha-1,3-glucosyltransferase activity
Source: RefSeq, a predicted model, not a curated record
AUAUCUAUUUUAUAUGGAACAUUGUGCUUUGCCUUGUUAUUAAACUUAAAACAUAUUUAUUUAUAUGUUGCACCAGUGUUUAUAGUAUGGUUACUUAGAUCAUAUUGCAUGAACAAUGGCUCAUUUUUUAGACGUUUAUUUAUACUUGGAAGCAUAGUUUUUAUUACUCUGAUAAUUUCAUUUGGUCCAUUUGUUUUGCAAUUACCUCAGGUUAUUUCCAUUCAAAAGAGGUUUAGUACAUGCAUAUUGGGCAGCAAAUGUUUGGGCAUUAUAUAUAGCUAUAGAUAAAAUAAUAUUUUUAAUUUUAAAAAAAUUAAAAUGGCUAAAAAUUACUAGAUCAGCAGUAAUGACAGCUGGUUUAGUUCAAGAACAAUCAUUCUUAGUUUUACCAACUCCUACUCCAAUUGUAACAUUUUUAUUAACCAUUUUCUCAAUGAUACCCUCAUUAUAUUGUUUAUUAUAUAAAAAAGAAUAUUUUACAAAUUCAAGACAGUUUGUACGAUGUUUAGUUCUAUGUGCUUUAAGUUCUUUCAUAUUUGGUUGGCAUGUACAUGAAAAAGCUAUUUUAACUGCUAUCAUACCAAUGUGUGUAUUGGCAACAACAAACAAGAAUGAUGCUAAAAUAUAUUUAAUUCUGAGCAGUGCUGGACAUACUGCUCUUUUACCUCUACUUUAUUUAAAUAAUUUAACUCCAUUAAAAAUUUUGCUACUUUUGGUGUAUGUAAUUGCAAUUUUUUUAGCUUUUUGUCAAAAAUUCAAUUUAGAUUUACUUUAUUCAUAUGAAUAUAUAUAUGUAUUCACUUUACCAAUAUUAACAGUAUAUGAAACAAUAAUACAUAAAAUAAUAUUUGGAGAAGCAUUACCAUUUUUACCUCUAGCACUUACUUCAAUAUAUUGUGCUAUAGGAAUAAUUUAUUCUUGGAUUUUUUAUUAUUAUAUGUUUUUACAAUAUAACAAAAUUUAUGACCAAAAAAAGAAAGUAUAAUAAAAUUUAUAUUUUGCAUAUGACAUA